Acipenser ruthenus (sterlet) is the source of this 2132-nucleotide messenger RNA. Its product is annotated as dnaJ homolog subfamily B member 11. Lineage: Eukaryota; Metazoa; Chordata; Actinopteri; Acipenseriformes; Acipenseridae. The transcript is spliced from 10 exons. The record is from RefSeq and is a predicted model, not a curated record. Gene Ontology annotation, cellular component: endoplasmic reticulum. Gene Ontology annotation, biological process: protein maturation; protein folding. Gene Ontology annotation, molecular function: misfolded protein binding. Bases 136 to 1218 code for a protein of 360 amino acids.
GUGCAGUGGGCGGGCCUAGCAGAGGUCCCUCUUCCGGGUGCAAGUCCACUCAGCGCUGACAGGUCUUCAGUCGGAGCCGGUGUGUGUGUGAUUCGCUGGAGGAGUGAAGUGCAGUGAGAAAGCAAUUCGGGAUCCAUGGCUUCCAGACGCAUGAACCUCACCAAUAUCUGCUUUCUGCUGCUGUAUGUCUCCGCGGCUGUGCUAGCGGGGCGUGAUUUCUACCAGAUUUUGGGGGUUUCAAGAUCAGCUUCCAUCAAGGACAUUAAAAAGGCUUACAGGAAACUUGCAAUGCAGUUACACCCCGACAGAAACCCCGACGACCCCAAAGCGCAGGACAAAUUCCAAGACCUCGGGGCCGCCUACGAGGUGCUGUCUGACGAGGAGAAGAGGAAGCAGUAUGAUGCGUACGGGGAGGAGGGGUUGAAGGAGGGGCACCACAGCUCCCAUGGGGAUAUCUUCUCCAGUUUCUUUGGAGACUUUGGGUUCAUGUUCGGCGGUAACCCGCGGCAACAGGACAGGAACAUCCCUAGAGGAAAUGACAUCAUAGUCGAUCUAGAGGUCACCCUGGAAGAAGUAUAUUCUGGGAAUUUUGUGGAAGUGGUUCGGAAUAAGCCUGUCGCAAAAGAGGCCCCAGGAAAAAGGAAAUGCAACUGCCGACAGGAAAUGAGGACGACGCAGCUGGGGCCCGGCCGCUUCCAAAUGACCCAGGAAGUGGUUUGCGACGAGUGUCCUAAUGUCAAGCUAGUGAACGAGGAGCGCACUCUGGAGGUGGAGAUUGAGCAAGGGGUCCGAGACGAGAUGGAGUACCCCUUCAUUGGGGAAGGUGAACCGCACAUAGAUGGGGAGCCAGGAGACCUAAGGUUCAAGAUUAAAGUGAUGAAGCACCCCGUUUUCGAGCGGAGGGGAGAUGAUCUCUACACGAAUGUGACAAUCUCGCUGGAGGAGGCUUUGGUGGGAUUCGAAAUGGACAUCACACACCUGGACGGACACAAGGUGCACAUUAUCCGGGACAAGAUCACAAAGCCAGGCGCUAAGCUGUGGAAGAAAGGAGAGGGCCUGCCCAACUUUGACAACAACAACAUCCGCGGCUCACUGAUCAUCAGCUUCGACGUGGAGUUCCCACGAGAGCAGCUCUCCGAGCAGCAGAGGAAGGGUAUCCGAGAGCUGCUGAAACAGGCGUCGAUACAGAAGGUUUACAACGGGCUGCAAGGCUACUGACCCCAAGCAAAAGGGACUUUAUAGAACAUAAAAAACAUGCAUUCUGGGGUUGUAUUUAUUAUCAUCAAUCUGUGCAUUUUUGUUUUUUAAAUGUUUUGAAAGUUUUUUGUUUUUUUUUGAGAAAAAAAGUCCUGUUUUCUUAAAAUCUGUACAUUUCGUAAAGGGUUGGGGGUAGGUUAGAAAGGGGAGGUUGAAGAAUAUUUGAACCCUUUUAAAAGUGGAACUGGAAGGUGCAGGUGUUACUCGCUGGCCUCUGAAGCCCAGCUGUUGUUCUCACGCCACCCCUACAGGUCCCGCCAGCCCCAGGGGGUGCACCGAAGGACCCCCGUUUACAAGCGCACCACACCCUAGCCCACCCCCUGCUAGCUGCAGGACUGAUCACCAGCAGCUGGUCCCUCAAACAUCAACACUGCUAAACACUUCUCCCCCACCUCUCCUCGGUCUAAGACUCCUUUGAUACUUUUUUUUAAAUGUUGGCCCAUUUAUUUUCCUUUUUUAGUUUAUUUAAUUUUAUUUUAUUUUUAAACAUGCCUUUGAAUGGUUGGGGGUUGCUAAUCAAAUUGUAUUUUGUGUGUGGGUAGGGGGUGUGUGGGGCUCCCAUACUGUAAGAGCAUCUCUUACAAAACAAAAUAAAUAAAAAUCCAGAGAUAGCGUGCAGGGAAGAACGCUGCUGAAUAUCCACAGGCUCCACACGCUGCCCUCUCCUAGCCCCUCACUGCUCCAGCAGCAGUCUGGCUGUGGACUCCUCUUGUCUUCACUGUCAUGUCCUAGUUUAACCUGCGCUGCAUUGGGUCCAGCGCCCUCAUUGAGGCAUCCAAAAUAGCACAUUAAGAAUGUAAACCUUUUCUAGAAUGGCAUAAUAAAAUGUAAUUUUCACCUCAAAACUACAAUUAAACAGUUUGUAAUAAUUCUAA